CGCUAUAUUGAACGUAGAACAGAUGUUAAAUAAUAAUGGACUUUAAACUUGUUUUUAUUGCGUGAACUUCACCCCGGAAGAGCAUGACAGAGCCGAUUUCUGGGCUAGGUUGAGGUGAAUCUAUCAAACGAUCAAAAUCAUGUCUGUUAACAGGAGAAUAACGCUCAUUUUUGGAGGCUUCAUUGCAGCUGUUGCGGCGGCUUUUUAUCCUAUAUUUUUCCAUCCUCUCACUCACACUGAAGACUACAAGCAGAUCCAGAAGGAAAAUCGAGCUGGAAUCAAUCAAGCAGAUGUACAGCCUGUUGGUGUGAAGAUCUGGUCUGAUCCCUUCAAGCCAAAAUCGUGAUUCCGGUGUGUGAAGGAUUGCGUAUCUGAGGCAAAAACAAAAACUCUUGGCUACCAUGCCUCCAAAAAGACUUUAAGGAAGUAUGAAUCUUCUGUAUGGGAAUAUGACUCGAACUAGAAAGGUGGACACAUUCGUCGCUUUGUUUGUCAGCACUUAAAAAUAUUACGUCAUUAAUCACUUCUGAAUAUUUAAUAAGUGUUAAUAAAUGAUAUUUGUAUUCUGAAUAAAAGCUGUUCCUCAA
Puntigrus tetrazona (Sumatra barb) is the source of this 587-nucleotide messenger RNA. It is a transcript of the gene smim20, whose product is annotated as small integral membrane protein 20. The record is from RefSeq and is a predicted model, not a curated record. The transcript is spliced from 3 exons. Bases 140 to 346 code for a protein of 68 amino acids. Gene Ontology annotation, cellular component: mitochondrial inner membrane. NCBI's taxonomy places the organism in Eukaryota, Metazoa, Chordata, Actinopteri, Cypriniformes, Cyprinidae. Gene Ontology annotation, biological process: mitochondrial respiratory chain complex IV assembly.